AAGGCAAACUUGCAGUGUAGUAUGAAUGAAGGCUGUCAGUGUGGAUGACAGAGCUCAGGAAGUUUAACAGACAUACUGAACAUGUGGAGAACAGGUAUAUGGUGACAGCUCAUCGUUGAGUCAACACCGCUUCUAACGUCAGCCAAGUGCAGCUUGCCUUCCUCGCCAGGUUAUCAAUAUGGCCUCAUGGAUUAUUCACAUGACUGUGUUGGUGCUAUCUCUCUUCAUCAGCAGUGGCAAGGGGAAGAGGGACAAGGUGCUCUAUUGUUCCGCAUGCAAAGCAAUUGUGGAUGAACUGAACUACUCGAUCAGUCAAGUGGACCCAAAGAAAACCAUCAAUGUGGGCAGCUUUAGACUCAACCCUGAUGGAACCAUGAAAGACAAAAAGGUACCUCUUGUUCGCUCAGAGACUUACCUCAGUGAGCUCCUGGAGGGGGUGUGCAGCAGCAUGAGCGAUUAUGCCCUCCAUGUGGACCCCGACACUCAGCAUAAACAGUAUAAGAGGUUUGCACCCAGGAGCAGUGGGGCCACUGGGGACUUCCCCGACUUUAAAAACUUCCAGUUCGACGGACCCGAGGCAUCCAACACCCUGAAAUUCGCAUGUGAAACAAUCGUGGAGGAGCUGGAGGAUGAUAUCAUCUCUCUGUUCAGUCAGGACCUAGAGCAUGUGCACGAGGAGUUAUGCAACAGUGUCUCAGACUACUGUAGAGGCAGCAGUCCCACAAACGAGGAGCUGUAGUGUAUAUUUUCGGUGGAUAAGGUGGGAUCAGCUUUGUCACAGACAUUACAAAGAAGAGAAUUUUAACAAUAUCAAUUUUUGACAAAUGGUUGACAAUCUUUUUGAACAAAUAAAAGAAGAAAUUUUGACAAAUCAUAA
Messenger RNA from Lates calcarifer (barramundi perch), 877 nucleotides. RefSeq names its product canopy FGF signaling regulator 1 (gene cnpy1). Bases 179 to 739 code for a protein of 186 amino acids. The record is from RefSeq and is a predicted model, not a curated record. NCBI's taxonomy places the organism in Eukaryota, Metazoa, Chordata, Actinopteri, Centropomidae. Gene Ontology annotation, cellular component: endoplasmic reticulum. The transcript has 6 exons.